GGCCAGCAGUUCCAGCAGAAACAUCGGCUUUUCUACCACAUAUAAGCAGUUUUUUAAUCGUUCUGGCAAUUAUCUACGCAGGAAAUAGGAUAUCCAAAUGUUGCACAUACGCAGUGUGGUCCAGGUACUCCUUCUAAUGGUCCUGACCAUUGCUUGGGUGGCGGCAAAACAGGAGACUACGUCCCGUCAAUUUGGCAACCCAAGCUUUGGCAAUGGAUUAGGAAGUGGAGCUGGCUUUGGGCAAGGCUUUGGUCCUGGCCAGGGUUCUGGUCCUGGAGCUGGUUUCGGUUAUGUACCUCCACCGCAGUCAGGUCAGGCUGGAUGCCCCCUGUGCGACUCCUCCGUUUACAGCUACUGCUCCCACAAGAUGGUCCACGAUGCCUGUUGCUGCGAUUUUCCAGCCUCCGCUCCUGCGCAGCUGCGACCCCCGCAGUGCCUGUACUACGACUGCUCCUUGUUGUACGCCAAAUCCUGUUACGAGCACGCCCUCAUCAAGAACUGUUGCUGCAAUAGUCCUUAUUGAAAAGGAGCUUUAUAGUCUUUAAAUUAUUAUUCAAUUUAAAUUGAACCCCUGUAAGAUUAA
Molecule: messenger RNA, 583 nt
Organism: Drosophila kikkawai
Lineage: Eukaryota; Metazoa; Arthropoda; Insecta; Diptera; Drosophilidae
Source: RefSeq, a predicted model, not a curated record